GAGACAGACUUUUUUCUCUCUAAUUCUUCGCUGAAGUGUUUGUUGUGAAAGACAUUUGAAGACAUUGUUGUUAUUAUUAUUGAUAUAUAUUUACAUAAAUUUUUUUGUUUCAAAUCAUUGCUCACACCAUAUGAUCCAUUGAUUUGAUUGUUAUAUUUGGUGAUAAUUUUUGUGCCACAAAAUAAAAAAUAUCGCAAAACAGUCUUCCAAAGGAAAAUCACAACAAAAACAAAGAAAUUUGUUAUCAAAUAAAACAUAAAAAUCCAAAUCUUUUGUGCUAUUGAUUAGCGUUUGAAUUAAUUGUCCAAAAAAAUUACACUUCAAUUGUUGUUGGGAUCUGAUUGAGUGAUUCACACCAUUGAUUACAAACAGUGAUGGCAGACAACGACGACCAAAACGAAGAGUUGCCGAAAGGCUGGGAGAAACGGGUCAGCCGUAGUACUGGACAAGUCUAUUAUCUUAAUAUCUAUACCAAAGAGAGUCAAUGGGAUCGACCGACAGACGAGGCCAGCAGUAAAGACAACGAAAAGAUUCGGUGUUCGCAUCUGUUGGUCAAACAUACGGAAAGUCGGCGGCCGUCGUCGUGGAGAGAGGAGAAGAUUACCAGAAGUAAAGAGGAAGCCAUCGAAUUGGUGGCUGAAUAUCGCAAACAGAUAGAGACCGGACAGACAACGCUCGAAGACUUGGCCCAAGAGGUGUCCGAUUGUUCGUCGGCCAAAAAGGGCGGAGAUUUGGGUUAUUUUACUCGCGGAGCGAUGCAAAAGCCGUUCGAGGACUCGGCGUUUGCUCUAAAAAUGGGUCAAAUGUCUGAUUUGGUUGAAACCGAUUCGGGAGUUCAUAUCAUAUUGAGAACCGCUUAAAAUGGGUUUUCAUUGAUUUUUAUGUGCUUUUAAUGAUUAAUAUAUUAAUUAAUGGCUUAUCUUUUAAUUUUGUUAUUUUUUAAAUUAAAUGUUUUCUUAUCUCAAUUAAAUCUCAGAUAUA
Molecule: messenger RNA, 981 nt
Organism: Oppia nitens
Lineage: Eukaryota; Metazoa; Arthropoda; Arachnida; Sarcoptiformes; Oppiidae
Product: peptidyl-prolyl cis-trans isomerase NIMA-interacting 1-like
Exons: 1
Coding region: 375-860 (161 amino acids)
Cellular component (GO): nucleus; cytosol
Molecular function (GO): protein binding; peptidyl-prolyl cis-trans isomerase activity
Source: RefSeq, a predicted model, not a curated record